CUAUACUUCUAUAAUAAAAUAAAUCCUUUUAAAUUAUUAAAAAAAAAUAGUGAUAAGUAAUUUCUUGUUAGCUAAGUUAAAUGGAGAAGAAAAUUAUAAAUGGGGCUAUUCUAGCUAUAUUUACGGUAAUUGCAAUAUUGAGCUUUACUACUACUAAUGCAUCUGAUCCUGCUCCCCUUCAGGAUUUCUGUGUGGGUGUUGACGACCCUUAUUCUGCAGUGUUUGUGAAUGGAAAGUUCUGCAAGAACCCAAAGGAGGUGACAAUCAGCGAUUUCUUGUACAAAGGUUUUGACAGGACUUCCGUCAUUGACAACCCUCAAGGAGCAGAAGCUACACUGGUGAACGUUAAUCGAUUUCCUGGACUUAACACACUCGGUGUAGCCAUAGCUCGUAUAGAUUUCGGACCCUUUGGUUUAAACACCCCUCAUCUACACCCCCGUGCCUCACAGGCAUUCGCGGUCAUGAAGGGAACUCUAUACGCCGGUUUUGUGUCCACUGAUUACAAGCUCUAUGACACUAUAUUGAAAGAGGGUGACAUAAUUGUGUUCCCUCAAGGUCUAAUCCAUUUUCAAUUCAAUCUUGGUAAAUCAAAAGCUCUUGCAAUCGCGGCUUUUGGUAGCCAAAACCCGGGAAGAGUUAAUGUUGCUGAUGGUGUCUUUGGUACAACGCCUGAAAUUUUGGACAAGGUUCUUACUAAGGCUUUUCAAGUGAAUAAAACCGUGAUUGACCAACUUCGGUCGCAAUUUUCGAAUAGUAAGCACGUUUCAAUCGACUCCGCAAGAUCAAUAUUGCUUGAGACGUUAUCUCAGAAACCUAAGGUUCUUGAUGCUUGAUGCAAUGCCUUAUGGGAAGGUUUGAACUUUGAAGAAAUUAAAAGGACUACUGUAUAUGUCACGCUGCUUGAUAUAUACGAAAUAAAUAUCGGUUUGAAUAUAUAAAAAUGACUACUUUGUCAUGAUGCUUUACUUUUAUUAAAUUUAUGUUUCAUUCUUGUAUGAAUGAUUGUGAGUUUGUACUGCGUACUUUGUAUAAGGAUUGUAUAAACUCAAUAAAGGACUACGACAAUAUAACUAUAAUAUCGUACUUUCUAUGUUA
Molecule: messenger RNA, 1095 nt
Organism: Chenopodium quinoa (quinoa)
Lineage: Eukaryota; Viridiplantae; Streptophyta; Magnoliopsida; Caryophyllales; Amaranthaceae
Product: putative germin-like protein 2-1
Exons: 2
Coding region: 81-833 (250 amino acids)
Cellular component (GO): cell wall
Molecular function (GO): manganese ion binding
Source: RefSeq, a predicted model, not a curated record